UCCAGCUUUACUAAACGCACGUGUUUUCAGUGCGGUGCGAAGUUUGCAGCAUUAAAGUGAAUAAUCUUGAAAUUUUGGAGUAAAUAAAUUCCCGAUUGGAGUAUAUCUACUACGAUAGAUAGAAACAGUCGCCUUGCAAGUGUUGUGUGCAGAAAUUAUAACGACAUUCAACACACAUAAUGGGUAGACCAGGUUUCUCUCCCCGUGGUGGUGGCGGUCCCCGAGGGCGCGGAGGUUCUGGUGACGGUGGUGGCCGAGGACGCGGAGGCUUUGGUGACAGAGGUGGCGGCCGAGGACGCGGAGGCUUUGGUGAUGGUGGUAGCCGAGGCCGCGGCGGCGGUGGUUCACGCGGAGGAUUCGGUGCCCGUGGUGGCAGCCGUGGAGGCCCGCGUGGACGUGGUGGCCGUGGAGCUAGUCGUGGAGGAGGAAAACCCGGAGGUUUCAAGGGUGGCAAAUCCGUGAUCAUUGAGCCUCAUCGUCACACUGGUAUUUUCAUUGCCCGCGGAAAGGAAGACGCGCUGGUUACGCUAAAUCUGGUUCCGGGAUCUGAAGUCUACGGCGAGAAGCGUAUCUCCGUUGACACUGAUGGGGACAAGAAGGAGUACCGUGUCUGGAAUCCGUUCCGUUCCAAGUUGGCGGCCGCCGUUCUGGGAGGAGUCGAUAAAAUUCACAUGCCACCUGGUUCCAAGGUUCUGUAUCUUGGUGCUGCUUCCGGAACGACUGUGUCACACGUGUCAGACGUUGUCGGCCCAGAGGGACUCGUGUAUGCGGUGGAGUUUUCGCAUCGGUCCGGUCGUGACUUGCUAAACGUUGCCAAGAAACGUACCAACAUUAUUCCAAUCAUCGAAGACGCUCGUCAUCCCCACAAGUAUCGGAUGCUGGUCGGACUGGUCGAUACGAUAUUCGCCGACGUCGCACAGCCGGAUCAGGCCCGUAUCGUCGCCCUGAAUGCACACAACUUCCUCAAGAAUGGAGGCCACUUUGUCAUUUCGAUUAAGGCUUCCUGUAUCGAUUCGACUGCCGCACCAGAAGCUGUGUUUGCUGCAGAGGUGAAGAAGUUGCAGUCGGAAAAACUGAAACCACAAGAACAGAUUACCCUGGAACCGUACGAACGAGACCACGCCGUUGUAGUGGGCACAUACCGCGCUUUACCAAAAGCUGCAGCGUAACUACCACGUUUCGGUCGUGCUUUCACCUAGGGAAUAAGUUUUUUUUCUCCACAUUUCAAGAAGUAGCGCAGGUGGACUGCAAGCCCUUUAAAUACUAUGUAAUGUUAAUACAUAAGAGAACAGAGAAA
Messenger RNA from Anopheles coustani, 1297 nucleotides. RefSeq names its product rRNA 2'-O-methyltransferase fibrillarin (gene Fib). Gene Ontology annotation, biological process: box C/D sno(s)RNA 3'-end processing; rRNA methylation. Lineage: Eukaryota; Metazoa; Arthropoda; Insecta; Diptera; Culicidae. The transcript has 3 exons. The record is from RefSeq and is a predicted model, not a curated record. Gene Ontology annotation, cellular component: small-subunit processome; nucleolus; Cajal body. Gene Ontology annotation, molecular function: histone H2AQ104 methyltransferase activity; rRNA methyltransferase activity; RNA binding. The coding region runs from base 180 to 1169 and encodes 329 amino acids.